Drosophila montana is the source of this 855-nucleotide messenger RNA. RefSeq names its product heat shock protein 26-like. The record is from RefSeq and is a predicted model, not a curated record. Gene Ontology annotation, cellular component: cytoplasm; nucleus. The transcript has a single exon. Gene Ontology annotation, biological process: response to heat; protein refolding. Lineage: Eukaryota; Metazoa; Arthropoda; Insecta; Diptera; Drosophilidae. Bases 82 to 726 code for a protein of 214 amino acids.
GAGCUUCGCCGAGCAAACAAACGCUAAAACAAUUUCUGUUUUUUUUUUAAAACUAUAACUGAAAGUGUGAUUACAAGAAAUAUGUCGCUACCUCAAUUGAUUUCGCUGGUCAAUGCGCUACAGGAGUCCCGCGACCCCGACUACGAUUUUGGAUUGGGCGUGCAGCCGCGCCAGCUGCAAAUUUGGGCCGCACCACAGUUAUUGAGUCCUUGGGAAUCCGCUCAUCUGGUCUGUCCCAGCUCGCCGGCCGCAAAGAUCUUGGCCAAACGGCGCAAUCGUAAUUUGGCAAACGGAGCAGGUGGUGACGGCGAUGGACUGCGUUGGCCUGUCUCGCAGGUGGGCAAGGAUGGCUUCCAGGUGUGCAUGGAUGUCACCCAGUUCGCGCCCAGCGAGCUGAACGUCAAGGUGGUGGACAACUCCAUUGUCGUCGAGGGCAAGCACGAGGAACGCGAGGACGACCACGGCUACAUCUCGCGCCACUUUGUGCGUCGCUAUGCUCUACCCCAGGGCUAUGAGGCCGAUAAGGUGGUCUCCUCUCUGUCCUCCGAUGGCGUGCUCACUGUGAGUGUGCCGAAGCCGCAGCCCAUUGAGGACAAGUCCAAGGAGCGCGUAGUUCAGAUCCAGCAAGUGGGACCCGCUCAUCUGAAUGUCAAGGAGAAUGCCGUCGAGCAGAAGCCGGAGGAGUCGAAAGCCGAGGCCACCAACGGCAAGCCCGCCAAGAAGUAGAAGCUAGCUGGCGGUCAUUCCCCCCAUUCCUCCUCAUCGCAUACCUAUGUAUUUAUUAGAAACCAUAUAUGUUAUAACGAGCUAAAGACUAAAAAUAAACUAAUCUUGGAAAACCAACUGAAACUGAAA